AUUACAGAAAAAGAAAACCAAAAAAGAGAGAGAACAUUACGUCUACGAGAAAAGUUAUUAUAGAAAAUAUAUAAAAAGGGAAAUUCAAAUUCUUAGGCUUUAAUCAUUCUUUUCUGCAGAUCAUCUUUGGGUUUCGAGUUGUGAUUUUCCAUAAUUCAGCUUGAAGGUUGUUCUAAAGGCUAAUUUUUUAAAUACUUGGAUGGGUGCUCCUAAACAGAAGUGGACUCCAGAAGAAGAAGCUGCUCUUAAAGCUGGGGUCCGUAAGCAUGGACCAGGCAAAUGGCGGACGAUCCUAAAGGACCCAGAAUUUAGCGGAGUGUUGUGCUUGCGUUCAAAUGUAGAUCUAAAGGACAAGUGGAGGAACAUGAGUGUAAUGGCAAAUGGCUGGGGUUCUAGAGAGAAAGCAAGGCUGGCUCUCAAAAGAAUGAAUCAAACUCGUAAACAGGAUGAGAAGUCUUUAGCUGUUACCAUUGAGGCUCAAAGUGAUGAGGAAAUUGUUGAAGCAAGGCUAGCUAUUACUUCUAGUGGUUCUCCACAGAUUGGUGGGUCAAAAAGAUCUAUCAUAAGGUUGGAUAAUCUUAUAAUGGAGGCUAUAAGCAACUUGAAGGAGCCAGGUGGUUCCAACAAGACUACUAUAGCUACAUACAUAGAGGAUCAAUACUGGGCACCUCCAAACUUUAAAAGGCUACUUUCAGCUAAACUGAAGUAUUUAACUGCAACUGGGAGACUUAUCAAGGUGAAGCGAAAGUAUAGAAUAGCACCGAUGUCAGCAUUAUCUGAUAGAAGAAGAAUGCCUUCCAUUCCUCUCUUGGAAAGCGGGCAGAUGAUCUCGAAUAGGGUUGAUAUGAACAUGCGCACUACUAAGGCUCAAGUAGAUUUAGAGUUAGCUAUGAUGAGGAGUAUGACACUUCAAGAGGCAGCAGCUGCUGCUGCACAAGCUGUUGCAGAAGCAGAAGCAGCCAUAGAAGAAGCUGAGGAGGCUGCUAGAGUGGCUGAGGCUGCUGAGGCUGAAGCCGAAGCUGCACAAGCCUUUGCAAAAGCUGCAAUGAAAACACUACAAGGGAGAAGCUUUCGAAGGAUGAUGAUACGUGCUUGAUGGAUCUUCCAGAGCUGAGGUUCGAUAUGUCACAUAGAGCUUUGCUGGAUUCUCUUCCAGUUUCUUAUUUUUCAUAUCGUAGCCAACUCGCUUGUUGGCUUGUAAAUAUGGUAAAAAUUUGUGGAAAUGUAUAAUCCAGUGUUAGUGAUUGUAAAGCCUUUCGAAAAUGUAGCAUAUUACAUAUUCAUUCCCCCUCUUCACCAGCAGAACAUGGGAACCUUUAGGGAGAUUAGAGAGUUUCAGACUUGUGAAUUGUACUCAGUAGACGGAAACAGGGUUGAAUUCACCUAAUUGUUGUAUUUCUAGUCUUAGGUCCUUCCGCAAGAUCUGAACUGUGAGAAGGCACGGGAGAAAAUAUGAUAUUAAUAUUGUGUGUUCAA
Molecule: messenger RNA, 1476 nt
Organism: Nicotiana tabacum (common tobacco)
Lineage: Eukaryota; Viridiplantae; Streptophyta; Magnoliopsida; Solanales; Solanaceae
Product: telomere repeat-binding factor 1-like
Biological process (GO): nucleosome assembly
Cellular component (GO): nucleosome
Molecular function (GO): double-stranded telomeric DNA binding
Source: RefSeq, a predicted model, not a curated record